Molecule: messenger RNA, 3721 nt
Organism: Spodoptera litura
Lineage: Eukaryota; Metazoa; Arthropoda; Insecta; Lepidoptera; Noctuidae
Gene: nst
Product: phosphoglucomutase 3-like protein nst
Biological process (GO): UDP-N-acetylglucosamine biosynthetic process; carbohydrate metabolic process
Molecular function (GO): phosphoacetylglucosamine mutase activity
Source: RefSeq, a predicted model, not a curated record
UGAUGCAUUACUCUUGCACUCGGUCGGAUAAUACUUCAGUCGAUCAAGAUUGACGUGAGAUCGCGACGUCAUCACGUCACAAUUUCAUUGAAACUAGUUUUCGGAGCGGGAAUGGUAUGAAGACAUAUCGGUUUCGAAAAUCAAGAGAUUGCAAAAAGUUACGCGUAUCACAAUGCCGCCAAGUAGCUUACGGGUAGUGUACGCGUUCGCCAGAGAAAUGCAUCCGAAAACGACCGAUGUUUUCAUACAAUACGGCACAGCCGGAUUCCGCACAAAGGCCAUCUUGUUGGAACAUGUGGUCUACCGCAUGGGAUUGUUGGCUGUUAUCCGCUCCAGGGUGAAGAAUGGUCGCACAAUAGGAAUGAUGAUAACCGCAUCGCACAAUUUGGAGCCAGACAACGGUGUGAAGUUGGUUGACCCUGACGGUGAGAUGCUGGAGGAAGAAUGGGAGUCUCUUGCGACGAAAUUGGCUAAUGUCAGUGACAAUGAUCUGGAAGCGACGACGAUGGAGAUCAUACAGGAGGUCAAGGCUGAUAUGACCCUGAAGGCCAGUGUAUUCAUUGGGAUGGACACCAGAUACACAAGUCCUCGACUAGCUGCAGCGGCGGCGAAUGGCGUGAUUGCUCUGAAGGGGACUCCGAAGGAGUUCGGCAUAGUGACCACUCCCAUGUUGCACUUCUUCGUCAAGUGCCGCAAUGAUAAUUCUUACGGAACUCCCACUGAAGAAGGAUAUUAUGAGAAAAUCAUAGGCGCAUACAAGAACAUGCGCAAGAGUCUACCGACAAGAGGGGACUACUCCCCCUGUUUGUACGUAGAUGGCGCCAAUGGUGUAGGGGGCAAGAAACUAAAGAAUGUAAAGAAAAACUUCGACGAGGAGGAACUUGAACUACAUCUGUUUAAUUUGGGCGGGUCUGGAGAGAAGCUGAAUUUGGGUUGCGGUGCAGACCAUGUGAAAGUGACGCAGACCCCCGCUAAGGGCAUCCCGAGCACGCCGUACCAACGUAUCGCAUCACUCGACGGAGACGGCGACCGACUGGUGUAUUAUUAUACUGAUGACAAGGACAAAAUGCACCUAUUAGACGGAGACCGUAUAGCCACGCUGCUAGCUUCAUACAUCACGGAGUUGUUGCAGCAAUGCCAGACUACUGAGAUACAACUCGGCAUAGUACAGACUGCGUACGCCAACGGAGCCUCCACUAAAUAUAUCACUGAUACUCUUAAAAUCCCAGUUCAAUGCGUAAAGACCGGAGUGAAACACUUACACAGCGCAGCGCACAAGUACGACAUCGGAGUUUACUUCGAGGCCAACGGACACGGCACUGUACUCUACAGCAGUAAGGCCAAGAAUGUCAUCAGCAGGAUAGCCAAGGAGGGAGACCCAGAACCACGCGAAGCAGCAAAAUUACUAAACCAAUUCAUAGAGAUGACGAACGAAACAGUGGGCGAUGCGAUAUCGGACCUACUACUGGUGGAGACUGUACUCUGUGCGCGAGGCAUCUCCGCCGUGCAGUGGAUGCAGAUAUACAGGGACCUGCCUUGUAGGCAACUCAAAGUUACUGUCGCGGAGGCAGACACAUUAGCAGCGGAAGUAUGUCAAGCAGUAUUCGACCUCGCCGGCGGUGUCGGCAACCGACCUGAACUGCCCAAGACUUCGGAAGAAUAACAACACGUCAUGCUAAUAGAUAGAAUAAGUUACUAAACUGACAUAGUCACGAAUAGUUAGGGUUUAAAAUGGGAUAUUCAUAAUUGUCAUGUUUUUCCAAAUAUUACCCCCACGCUGGCAAUUGCUCCUGUGUCGUGGAUACGUUGACAAACAUAAAAAUUCAUAUGCACAUCACACCAAGACCCGGAACACUAAUUUGUGGAUGUUUUAGUUUUCUUCUGCGUUUCUACGCUUGUAAUAGAAAAGUCACGAAAAUAGUUUCUUAAUGGCGUAUUAUGACGUCUUAUAGCCAGAACGGAUACGUUGAGGGAACGAGAUCUCGCUAGACGACUUGUAUAGCUCUGUUUCUUUCCUUCAAUGGAACCACUUGACUUUAGGACGUCAUAAGAACCCCGUUGGUCUUGAAAGCAGAAAUGGAGGUACAAGUCGCACCUGGCUGAAACCAAAUUUAUUUUUUGGUUAGUCAUGACAGAUUUUUGGGGCUCUAAGUAGCCGGCAAUCAGAAACAAAACGACAUGGUGAGUAUCCCAUUAUACAUUCUAAUCAAUAUUAUUAUCUUUAUAAUGUCACAACAGAACAAAUCAUUGUUAAUAAAUCGGCGGUAUAUCACAAUUUUACUUUUUAAGUCUUUAGGUUUGUUCAUAAUUAUGUGUUUAAUAUAAUAUAGGUUGUUCUUCUUGAUUGUUAAACUUUUUUUAAAGGAGGUUUAAUUUUCUCCUUUUUUGAAUUAAAUGAGGUUUUAACCUGAUUCAGCUGGAUGUCUCAUAGAAAAAAGAGACUAUUGUAUGCAUGUACUGUCAGCCAAAAUAUUUUGUAUGCAAGUAGAGAUAUAGUAAAGGUUGAUACUACACAGAGCCGAGCUACAAAGAUAUGGCUUGCUUAAAGAGCAUAGAAUUUUACUUUUCUAAACUGUGUACCAAAUGACUUGGCUGACUGUAAUUAUAAACAAAUUAGUAACAAUUGUAAUCUUACAAUUUAUUAAGGCUUUGACUGCCAAUAAAAACUGUUGAAGGCAAAUAAGGCUAAAGCCGGUCACCGAUGACCAUCAUGGCGUUUAAAAUGUGUUAAUUAGUGAAUUUUGCAGAGGUCAUCUUGUACAAAUUACUGGUUGAAUUUGACCUCUGUCUUCCCCUUCUGGGAGUUUAAAGUGUGAUGCUAUGAGGUGAAUAAAUCUAAAGACAAAAAUAUAUUGACUUAUCGGAAUUGUUAGUUAUUGGAAAAAUAUAAUAUUAGUAAAAUGUCGCCAUGCGAUUGUUAAAAAAUUAUUCUCUUUGAAAUUUAAUCGACGGAAGUGUAUUGUAAAAUUAUGUACAAUAUUAUUCUAAUAAUCAUUAAUUAAUUUUAUUACUUAUACAGUUUAAUACAAGUAACUUAGUUUCUUAGUUUAAUUUUUCAUACAUUUAAAGGGUCAUCUAUAAAUUAUGUCACACGAUUGAGUAUCAAGAAAAUGUGUCAUGUUGGAAACGAAAAGCUUUGCGAAAUCCCAUGUAAAAAAUCAUUUUGAACAUUUGUUCAUACAAACUUAGUUUAUAAUCAUCGGAAAUAAGGUGUAUAAUGGAGUAAGUGGAGAGCGGUCAUCCGUGACCGCUUUGGGACUGGGCAAGAUAUAUGUAUAUCAAACGCUAUACACGAUACAAACGGUUGUUAAAAUCAUGAUCCAUACUGCAUUAUGACCUGAAAAACUGACUAAAAUUUACAAAAAGAAAAUGCCAUACACAAAAUUUGACAGGCAUUUUGACACCUGUCAAUGCCAAACGGGAAGUCGUAGUAUCUCAAGGUGUGACGUAAUUUGUAUUGUACCCUAAUCGUUUCAGUACAACGCACUGCUAGUCGUAUUGGUUUUAUUUAAGUGCGUGGUUCGGACCAAUGUUUUAUACUCUUUUUUUAUUUGCAAAAAUCUUUUUAUUAACCAGCGUUUACUGGGCAACAAAUGGUAGUGGACUAUGACGUCAUUUUGCAUUAAUAUGAUUGUGCUACGUAAGCUACAGUUUGCUGCGUGAUGCCUGGUAGAUUUUCGUAUGCAACAUAAAUUAAUUUUUUGUUUUGAGAAACCAUUUU